Messenger RNA from Bactrocera tryoni, 628 nucleotides. RefSeq lists its product as uncharacterized. The transcript has 4 exons. NCBI's taxonomy places the organism in Eukaryota, Metazoa, Arthropoda, Insecta, Diptera, Tephritidae. The record is from RefSeq and is a predicted model, not a curated record. Bases 122 to 619 code for a protein of 165 amino acids.
AUAUUUACUUAAAUCUUAGCGAAUUGCAGAAUUUAUAAAAAGCAUAGAGACAACAGCUUUCAAAGAAUAGUCGCGCUGAUGUUAUCAACGAAAGAUAUUGCCAACUAAAUUAGUUAACAAAAUGCAAAUUAAACGCGAAGUUUUGCAAGCGCUUUUCGUCCUUUCAAUAAGUGUCUGGUAUGUGAGCGGCCAAGCCUGCAAUGUCUGUCAGAGCAAUAGCGCAGCAUGCAUUAAUGAAACAUCAUUCUAUCUAUGCUAUGGAGGUACCGUACCCAUUAAGGAUCAGAUGUUUCAUUGCGCUGAUGGACUCAUCUGCUCGAAUUUACCUAAUAUUUGCUUUCAGAGCAAUGGUGCCUCGGCAAGCUGCGGUGAUACAUCUAGUUGUGGUUUGUGCAAUGAUAAUCAAGUAUUCGCAUGCACGAGUCGCAACACUUUUGCAUUUUGUUUUGGCGCAACAAAGCCCACUGAUGUGACUGGCAGCUGUCCGACGGGGCGAAUAUGUGAUGCAUCGACGCAGAAUAUAUGUGUUACAGAAGUGCAGAGCACGUCAAUUAUUUGUAAUUUGGAUAGUCCGGUAGCAACAAACUUCGCAGAUAAUGCAACAACAUUUUGGAACUAAUAUUUAAUC